AUGAGCAUAAGCAGCAGCACGUACGAGGAAGAUCGUACUGCACCCACCGUGAUUGCUGACCACUAUGUCGUGGAACAGGAAAUCGGAAAGGGGUCGUUCGCCACCGUCUACAAGGGCCGUUUGGCGUCUAAGGGUGCGGAUAGCACGGAUUUCGUGGCGAUAAAGGCCGUUUCCCGUUCGAAACUAAAAAACAAGAAGCUUUUGGAGAAUCUGGAGAUCGAGAUCGCAAUUCUAAAGAAAAUUAAGCACCCGCACAUCGUGGGGCUCAUGGACUGCGAGCGUACCGGCGCAGACUUUUUCCUCAUCAUGGAGUACUGUGCAUUGGGCGAUCUCACAUUUCUCAUCAAGAAGCGUAAGGCUCUCAUGGAAAAGCACCCCUUGGUGCGAACAAUGUUCGAGAAGUACCCUCCGCCCAGCGAAUCUCACAAUGGCCUAAACCGGGUCCUCGUGGUUAACUAUCUGCAACAACUGUCGUCCGCGCUCACAUUUCUUAGGUCAAAAAACCUUGUUCACAGAGACAUCAAGCCUCAAAACCUGUUGAUUUCAACGCCACUGGUAAACUACCAUGACCCUGAAACGUUCCACAAAUUGGGAUUCGUUGGCAUCUACAAUCUGCCGAUCUUGAAGAUUGCUGAUUUCGGGUUUGCCAGAUUUUUGCCCAAUACAUCGCUCGCUGAAACGUUAUGCGGCUCCCCCCUUUACAUGGCUCCCGAGAUUCUGAAUUACCAGAAGUACAAUGCUAAAGCUGAUUUAUGGUCUGUGGGUACAGUUCUUUACGAAAUGUGCUGCGGCAGGCCCCCUUUCAAGGCAUCGAACCAUCUUGAGUUAUUCAAAAAAAUCAAAAAGGCCAACGAUGUCAUCUCCUUCCCUUCAUACUGCAAACUGGAGCCGGAAAUGUGUGAACUCAUCUGCGGGCUUCUAACAUUCGACCCUGCUCAAAGAAUGGGAUUCAGUGAGUUUUUCAGCCAUGAAAUUGUCAAUGAAGACCUAUCUAGGUAUGAACAAGAAGUGAUUCCGGACCUCGAGGACAAGUCAAAGGAUGUUGCUGGAAGUAACAUGUUUAUUUCUGAGUACCUGACCAAACCCACCGAAAGGCCAAAGGCGAUGACGCCACUCGACGAAGAAGUAACAUCUUCACUUAGUUACUCUCACACGGAAGCUUCUCAUUCAAAGCCUCUCGUAAAUAUUACUCUGAGCAAAAAUGAAGACCCGAUUUCAAGCAUCAUGGAAAAGUCGCACAACCACCCAGAAACUUCUAUUGAAAAAGAAUAUGUCAUGGUGGAAAAGAAGAGUGUCGAGGUAAACGCAUUGGCUGAUGAAUUUGCAAAUUUAGGAACCCGUGAGGGUGUUGACUAUGAAAAGCAUUCUGCGCCAUCAAAACACAUACAACAGCACCCGCAUAUUCCUCAGUCCACCUCAAUGAGAAAGACCUCCUCUGGUAGUAGUAAUACUGCGAGAAGACCUUCUUUGGUUGAAAGGCGUUUGUCAAUAUCUUCACUAAGCCCCUCGAAUGCGCUGACAAAGGCCUUAGGGAUCGCAUCCACUCGUCUUUUUGGCACACAGCAAUCCCAUGGGCAUUCGGCUCCUUCGAAUCAGAGCACACAACCACUCCUCACACGUCAAGCAUUUCAUGACCUAACGGAGAAUAUAAUAUUAUCCGCGGAUCAUCAAAUGAAUUAUUCAAGGUACCACGAAAAUCACUCUGAUUCAGACAUGAUAGCUUUGCUUGAAUCGUUGGCUGCUAAAGCGUUCGUAAUAUUUUCUUUCGCGGAGGUAAAGUUCUCACAAAUUGUCCCACUUCCACCCUCAUCACUCGGCGAGUCUUUCAGCAAAAGACUGAGCAGCGGUAGUUGUGCCAUAGAAGAAGAAGAUGAGCAUGGCGAUAGUGGAAUUGGGAAAAUGUCAAUCAAAAGAUCAACCUCCGGAUCUGAAGCAAGUGGUGAGACGUGGAGAAAGCGAAAUUCAAGCCAAAACUCUAAUGGCGAAGGGAUAUCAAAUGAUUUAUUGUUGGGGGAGGUUCAGCAAUUAUGCACCGAGGCCAUGCUGUUGUACAUGAAAGCUCUUUCGACUCUAGCAAAAGCGAUGCAAGCAACUUCGAACUGGUGGUAUCAGUCUCAAGAGAAAAGCUGCUCGUUGAGGCUCAAUGUUCUGGUACAGUGGCUUCGUGACAAGUUUAACGAAUGUCUAGAGAGAGCAGAGUUGCUCAGAUUGAAGUUGAUCUCUACUGCUUCGUGCUUGGCGGAUGACUCUACCAUUGAUGCUUCAAAGCUCAACGGAAAACGGGUCGAACUUACCAAAGUAAGCGAAGCAGAUAGCGAACCAGUCUUUUUGGAAAAGCUAAUCUAUGAUAGAGCGCUUGAAAUUUCCAAAACAGCGGCCAAAUUCGAAAUGCAGGGAGAAUUCCUAAACAACUGCGAAAUAGCCUACGCCACAUCCCUUUGGAUGCUGGAGUCAGUGCUGGAUAAGGACGUUGUUGACGAUAGCAUUGGUGAUUUCAGCUUCCAUACUACAGAUGCUCUCGACGAGGGAGACAUAUUAAUGAUCAAGAAAUACAUCGAUAGUAUCGCAAACAGGCUGAAGAUACUUCGCAAGAAGAUGAAGCCCGCCUAA
Molecule: messenger RNA, 2610 nt
Organism: Lachancea meyersii CBS 8951
Lineage: Eukaryota; Fungi; Ascomycota; Saccharomycetes; Saccharomycetales; Saccharomycetaceae
Source: the annotation of a GenBank genome assembly